AUGUCCAAAAGAAAAGAUAUCGAUGAAGAAGUUUCUGCUGACCCUUCGGAUUUGCUGCAGUUUAUCAAUCUAGGAGCUGGCAAUGAGGUUGGAAGAAGCUGUCAUAUUCUUCAAUACAAAGGAAAAACAGUAAUGCUGGAUGCUGGUGUUCAUCCUGCUUACAAUGGCCUCGCAGCUUUGCCAUUUUACGAUGAAUUUGAUCUCAGUACUGUCGAUGUUCUACUAGUCAGCCACUUUCAUUUGGAUCAUGUUGCAUCUUUACCCUAUGUGAUGACGAAAACAAACUUUAAAGGUCGUGUGUUCAUGACUCAUCCUACGAAGGCUGUUUGCAAAUGGUUACUAUCAGACUACGUUAAAGUCAGUAAUGUCGGCGUAGAGGAUCAGUUGUACGACGAGAAGGAUUUGACGGCAGCUUUUGAAAGAAUGGAAGCAGUUGAUUAUCACUCUACGAUUGAAGUCGAAGGAGUAAAGUUUACACCAUAUCAUGCCGGACAUGUUUUAGGAGCUUGUAUGUUUUUUAUUGAAAUGGCAGGCGUUAAAAUUCUCUAUACAGGAGAUUAUUCUAGAGAAGAAGAUCGGCAUUUGCAUAUAGCGGAAGUUCCACCCACAAAGCCAGAUAUCUUAAUUACAGAAUCUACGUAUGGUACUGCUUCACACCAACCUCGUCUUGAAAAAGAAGCUCGUCUGCUAAAUAUUGUGCAUUCUACAAUCCGUAAUGGUGGACGUGUGUUAAUGCCCGUUUUUGCUCUUGGAAGAGCCCAGGAAUUACUGCUUAUUUUGGAUGAAUAUUGGAACAAUCACUAUGAUUUACGUCCUGUGCCCAUAUAUUAUGCAUCCUCUUUAGCUAGAAAGUGUAUGGCAGUGUUUCAAACUUAUGUUAAUAUGAUGAACGAUAAUAUCCGUAAGGCUUUUGCGGAACGGAAUCCCUUUAUAUUCAGAUACAUAAAAAACUUAAGGAAUUUGGAUAGAUUUGACGACAUCGGCCCCUCUGUUAUUAUAGCAAGUCCUGGUAUGCUUCAGAAUGGUGUUUCUCGGGCAUUAUUAGAGCGUUGGGCUCCUGAUUCUCGAAAUACGUUGUUAUUGACUGGUUACUCUGUUGAGGGAACCAUGGCAAAACAAAUUACUAACGAGCCUGUUGAAAUAACAUCCAUGUCGGGUCAAAAGAUUCCAAGAAGGAUGGCCGUUGAAGAGCUUUCAUUUGCUGCUCAUGUUGAUUAUAUUCAAAACAGUGAAUUCAUUGAUCAAGUGAAAGCUGAUCAUAUUAUUUUGGUACAUGGUGAACAGACUAAUAUGGGUCGCUUAAAAAGUGCACUGUUAAGCAAAUUCCAUAAUCAAAAGCUUGAUAGCAAGGUUUAUACCCCAAGAAAUUGUGUACCUCUAUUCCUUUACUUCAAAGGAGAGCGUCUUGUUAGGGCUCUAGGAAAAGUUGCUGUCCGUAAACCAACAGAUGGGGAUAUAAUGAGUGGAAUUUUAGUUCAGAAAGACUCAGUUUACAAGCUUAUGUCGGCGGAUGACCUUCGAGAUUUCAGUGAUCUCACGACGACUGUUUUGACCCAAAAGCAAGUUAUUCCAUUCUUUUCUAGUAUAGAGCUGGCUAAAUACCAUUUAAAUCAAAUGUUUGGAUAUGUUAAAGAAGAACGGACAAAAUCUGGCGAAUUGUGUUAUACUGUCAUGGAUGCUAUUCAUUUGAGCAUGCCAAGUGAGCAUAAAUUAACUGUGGAAUGGGCUGGAAACAUUAUGAAUGAUACCAUCGCAGAUUCAGUGAUUACAGUUCUGUUAGGAAUCGAAAGCAGCCCAGCUUCUGUAAAAUUAACAAAUCACAAGUGCGUUCAUGGGCACACUCACCCAAAGAAAUCGAAAGAAGAAGACCGGAUCAAUAAAUUGAUGAUGUUUUUGGAAAGUCAAUUUGGUGAAAGCCUUACAAAGUCAAAAGACGGUGUAUACAUAAAAAUCGAUCAAUACGAAGCUUCUAUCGACUUUUCCACUAUGAAGGUGGAAUGCAAUAAUGAAAUUCUUCGAACAAGGAUUGUCCAUGUCCUUUCUCGAGCCGUAAACACAAUUCUUCCUUUUUCAGAGCCAAUGAAGGGCAAUCUUGACAUUGCAGAAGAACAAGAAAGUGAAGAUGACUCGAAUGAAGAAGCUGAAGAAAUCAAAACAGCGUCUGUUCAUGAAGAAAAAAAGGAAGAACUCACCUAA
Molecule: messenger RNA, 2196 nt
Organism: Schizosaccharomyces osmophilus
Lineage: Eukaryota; Fungi; Ascomycota; Schizosaccharomycetes; Schizosaccharomycetales; Schizosaccharomycetaceae
Gene: ysh1
Product: mRNA cleavage and polyadenylation specificity factor complex endoribonuclease subunit Ysh1
Exons: 9
Coding region: 1-2196 (731 amino acids)
Biological process (GO): mRNA 3'-end processing by stem-loop binding and cleavage
Cellular component (GO): mRNA cleavage and polyadenylation specificity factor complex
Molecular function (GO): RNA endonuclease activity; RNA binding; 5'-3' exonuclease activity
Source: RefSeq, a predicted model, not a curated record